CUUCCUUUGAUGCAAACAUAAAACAAAAGGAUUUUUGCUGCCUUUGUUGACAGUGUAUGUUGUCGUGUUGCAUAUCUUUGUUGGUAAUAAUACCGUGAAAUUGUCUUGAUUAUAAGCAACAGUUAAAAAGCUUUUGAUUAGUAUAGCCAUGAAAUGAUGAUUAGUGAUGGUUGGAGUGGGCAUGGCACUAAGAGGAAAAUGGGUUUUGUUUCCACUCUAUUGUUUUUGCCUCAUUCCGAUAUGUUUGUCGGCGGCGAAGGAAGGAAAGCCGCCACAACAGCAGAAGUUGCGGUUCGGGGAAAACGGACAGUUCAAGAUCUUGCAGAUUGCUGACUUGCACUAUGCUAAUGGGAAGACUACCCACUGCCUGGAUGUGUUGCGUUCUCAGUAUGCUUCUUGCUCUGACCUCAACACCACCGCCUUCAUCCAAAGGAUCAUCCUUGCUGAGAAACCCAACCUAAUUGUCUUCACUGGGGAUAAUAUAUUUGGACAUGAUGCCUCGGAUCCGGCCAAAUCAAUGGACGAGGCAUUUGCUCCUGCAAUCGCUUCAAACAUUCCUUGGGUAGCUGUUCUGGGCAACCAUGACCAGGAAGGAUCCCUCUCUAGGAAAGGGGUGAUGAAAUAUAUUGCUGGGAUGAAAAACACUUUAUCUAUUGUCAAUCCUCCGGAUGUACACAUAAUUAAUGGUUAUGGGAACUAUAAUUUAGAGGUUGGAGGAGUUAAGGGUACUGAUUUUGAAAAUAAAUCAGUGCUCAAUCUCUACUUUCUCGACAGUGGAGAUUACUCCAAGGUUCCUUUCAUUCCUGGCUAUGGCUGGAUCAAACCCUCUCAGCAACUUUGGUUCCGACGGACAUCGAAAAAACUUAGGAAAGCAUACAUGAAUGGACCAGUGCCUCAGAAAGAACCUGCACCUGGUCUUGCAUACUUUCACAUUCCAUUACCUGAAUAUGCUAAGUUUGAUUCAUCAAACUUCACAGGCGUGAAACAAGAAGGCAUAAGUUCUGCUUCUGUGAAUUCUGGCUUCUUCACAACACUGGUUGAAUCAGGAGAUGUGAAGGCAGUUUUCACUGGCCAUGAUCAUGUCAAUGACUUCUGUGGGAAGUUAACAGGUAUAAAUCUUUGUUAUGCUGGAGGAUUUGGGUAUCAUGCUUAUGGCAAAGCUGGAUGGUCUAGAAGAGCAAGAGUGGUGGUAGUUAGCUUGGAGAAAACAGAGAAUGGCCAUUGGGAAGAUGUCAAAUCAGUUAAAACGUGGAAACGCCUUGAUGAUCAAAAUCUAACUGGUGUUGAUGGUCAGGUCUUAUGGAGCAAGAAUUUUAGAAGCUACCGCAGGAAAAAACAAGAUGGCGACUCUUGAGAAUUUAUGGUGUUGCAGAAAAAUGUUAGUAUCAUGAAGGUGAUUUUGGAAUGUCUCAGUCUGUUUUAUAUAUCUUUGUUUUACACGUCCUAUAAUCAGGAUACAGGAAUACGAGGUAGCUUGGUCAAAGAUACUAUAUGUAAAAGGAAUGGAAGUUCACUGAUGUGGUGCAAUGAUUGCAUGUUAUGCGAUUGCAACUGUCUGUUCAAAACCUCGAAUCAUGGUGUCCAUGUCUCUAAUUUUUUCUUACCUAUGGCCUCAACAUGAAAGGCUUCUUUAAGAUGAUGCACCAUGAAUUGAGAGUAGAUUUCUACUUGUGUUGUGUGGAUAUUUACGCUACCUGAUAAUGAUAAUAAUACGUUUGCUAUAAAUUCACAAAGUUAUGGUACAAUGAGAGUUAAUAUAUGCAAUUAUGCGUUUAUUGCUAAGCUUGACACUGGUUGAAUCAGAAGAUGAACACUUUUGUUGAUAAUAUAGAUUAGGGUAACAGUAUUCAGUUGGAGUAAAUAUUGGGUUCUGCAAGGAGUGAAUAGAGGAAAUGGAAACUUGUAACUCCAAGCGACUUUGCUGCCUCCCCUGAAUGGAAUCUGGUUUCCCAUCUGGGUUUUAGCUUAGCAUGAUCUGGGUGGCUUUAGAGCUUGAAAGUUGUUCAUGGAGAACUUGAAAAUCGCAUGGUGGGCUUCAAACAUCUGUUGUGUAAGCAAAGUUCACAUAUUUAUACUGCAAGCAAACUUCACACUCAGAACUUCUUAGUCUGAAAGACUGACAAAUAAUACAUGGAAUGACAUUGUUUUU
Molecule: messenger RNA, 2149 nt
Organism: Vigna radiata var. radiata (mung bean)
Lineage: Eukaryota; Viridiplantae; Streptophyta; Magnoliopsida; Fabales; Fabaceae
Product: probable inactive purple acid phosphatase 29
Exons: 4
Coding region: 167-1354 (395 amino acids)
Cellular component (GO): cytoplasm
Molecular function (GO): hydrolase activity, acting on ester bonds
Source: RefSeq, a predicted model, not a curated record